Messenger RNA from Paramacrobiotus metropolitanus, 2424 nucleotides. Its product is annotated as cullin-1-like. Gene Ontology annotation, cellular component: cullin-RING ubiquitin ligase complex. Gene Ontology annotation, molecular function: ubiquitin protein ligase binding. NCBI's taxonomy places the organism in Eukaryota, Metazoa, Tardigrada, Eutardigrada, Parachela, Macrobiotidae. The coding region runs from base 176 to 2128 and encodes 650 amino acids. Gene Ontology annotation, biological process: protein ubiquitination; ubiquitin-dependent protein catabolic process. The record is from RefSeq and is a predicted model, not a curated record. The transcript has 6 exons.
UACCGACCAUACCAAUUCUUAUCGCCAUUCCAAAUUUGUUUUCCGAGUAUGUAAAUUGCAUUUCUUCAGUUGCAGAGCUCUCAGUUCAAUUAGAAAGUUGAGGAUUGUUAACAAAUCACUGUACCUGAUAAUCUGCAGUCCGUAUUUUGUGACUCCCCAUUCCUCACAGCAGACGAUGCCCAGAAUGGUGAUCAAAAUGCCACUCCCCUCUCAGAGACUAGAACCUACUCAUCCCGUCGAAGUGGGAGCGUUUUUCGACCGACGAUGGAGCGAAGUGAAGGAGGCCAUCGACAGCCUGCUGGCCAGGCAGUAUGCUGACAAGUUCUUCUCCGAUUUGCACACGAUCAUGUACGAAUUUCGAAUCAGCUCGCACCGUCUGGAGUACGCCAGACGGAUUUAUCAGAGCGUCUACUAUCAGAUUAGUCUGCAUUUAUCGCGCGUGUACGAUGAGAUCUUCCCGGACACACUGGUGGGAUCGGAGUUCCUGAAAACCUACGUCACAGAAUGGGAGAAAUUCCAGACUUCCAUGAAAUCCAUCGAAGCCCUGGAGUUAUCCUUCCAUUCGCUGUGGGUGUAUUAUGGGAAACAUCAGAAAAAUUUUAUGCAAAUUGGCCAUGAAAUUUGGAAGCAUUCGGUAGUGGAAUCCUUGGGGAAACGCUUGACGGAUCCAUUAAUCGCGGGAAUAUGCUGUGACUGGGAAAACAACGCGACGCAGCAUUCGGGAUGUGUUAAGACUGUCGUCACGUCGCUGAUCACCAUGGAUGGAUAUGGAUGCGAUGAGGACGAACUGCCUGUGUAUAGCACUAUCUUUGAGCUGCCGUUCCUGCUGGCAAUGCGCGAACGCUGCGAAAAAGAAGUCGUAGCACUGACUCGGAAUGCUACGAGUCUCCAUUAUCUGCACAGGACUUCGGAGUUCUUUGAUCAGGAAAUAAUACGUUCCUCCGAUAUCUGCCAUAAAUCGACAAUAAAAAAGCUGCACGCACUGCGGUCGGAAGUCCUCGGGGAAGGGCUGGCGUCGAUUUUCCUGGAUAAUCUCAAUACGCGCACCGAGAAUCUCGUCGACAAUUUGCUUCUCAUGUACCAGCAGUCCCACCUCUUUACUCCCGAGGAAAGGGCAUCGCGGCGGCGAUUCCUGCUGGCCACCAUCGAGGAAAAGACCACUGAAUUUCUGGAAACCAGUUCACUGGAUAUGCUGCCCGUUUUUGGGGAAAAUUCCCAGGAAUUGUUGGAACUGCACAAUUUAGCGCCACAGACGUUUCGUCAGCUGAAGGCCGCGGAGACAGCGUUUCGGUUUGUGGUUAACCGGGAACAAGGAGAUCUUGACAAGAAAUUCUCCUUGGCCGAGACGUUGGUUGCACAUUAUGACCAGUUCAUGAGAAAAAAUCCCGAUAUUGAUCGAAUGGAUGCAAUCCUGGAGCCGCUUAUGUUGUGCCAGUUUUUGGAGGAUAACCGAUCUUUUUAUGAGUGCAAUAUUCGCAAAAUGGCCCGACGCUUGCUACUUGGUCGACGCCCUGAUCUCAUGAUGGAAAACGUUUUAAUUGACAAGUUAUGCAAAAACGGGGCUGAUUCAAAGGAAAUCAAGUGUGUCAAACGGCUUGUCAACGACAUUGAAAGCAGUCGGAGUCUGAUGACGGCCUUCUUAUCCGAAGUUGUGGACGAUGACGAUCCCUCUGCAACUCCGCGGUCUGAUUGCGAACUUUUCGUAAAUGUUUUGACGCCUGGCGUGUGGCCCAUUCCCAAGGAAGGGAUGACAAUGACCUUGCCCCCGGAUAUCCUCCUUCUGGUGGACCGCUAUUCGGCCUUUUACACGCGCCAAACCGGUCGGUCUACGUUGAACUGGAUGUACAAACUGGGAUUCGUGGAUGUGCAGGUGAACUACCUUCGCAAGCCGCUGCUGAUCACCAUGGAUAUGCCGCAGUAUGCGAUCUGUGCGGCGUUCAACGAUAUAGAUCAGAUGGAUGUGGAGAGUCUGAAGCUGCGCACGGGUAUUGUUAAUGAGGAAUGCUGGAAGAAAGCGAUUGCUGCUCUUGUCGAUGUGGGGAUUUUCUCCUUUUCGGGACACAGUUUGCUGUUAAAGAAGGACUUUUCUCCCAAAAGAUCGAGAAGCAAUAUUUUGACGAAGGCUUGACGACGAAGGUCAUCUGAUGGGCUGUAGCGUGAUGGGAGAGAUGGUGGUUGAACGUUGUGAUUAAUGAAAGAAAUGUUCGUACUCUGUAUAUUAUAUACUGUAAAGGAUCUUCGAACAUUGGGUUUGUCUUGUUCUUAAUAACGCGGUGACAGUAUUUGCACAGAGAUGUAAAAUGCGAAACGCGGCAACCGGCACCAUCAUUUAUUUUUAUUUGCUUGUCCCGGUAUUCUGUUUCGUCUUUGUUGAUGCAGCAUUGGUUUUGAUAUCAUUUGCUAAUGUUGCUAAAAGUCAACAAA